This is a messenger RNA of Aspergillus alliaceus, 2622 nucleotides long. Its product is annotated as vacuolar protein sorting-associated protein 35. NCBI's taxonomy places the organism in Eukaryota, Fungi, Ascomycota, Eurotiomycetes, Eurotiales, Aspergillaceae. Bases 1 to 2622 code for a protein of 873 amino acids. The record is from RefSeq and is a predicted model, not a curated record. The transcript is spliced from 5 exons. Gene Ontology annotation, biological process: intracellular protein transport; retrograde transport, endosome to Golgi. Gene Ontology annotation, cellular component: retromer complex; retromer, cargo-selective complex; late endosome.
AUGGCCGCCCCGCUACCCCCCUCCGAAGACCAGAGUCGUCUCCUCGAGGAGGCAUUGGGAGUGGUGCGACAGCAGUCGCAAAUGAUGCGAAAAUGCCUAGAGACCCCGGGAAAAUUAAUGGAUGCGCUUAAAUGCGGGUCAACCCUUGUUUCUGAACUACGGACGCCGAGCUUAGGUCCGAAGCAAUACUACGAACUAUACAUGGCUGUUUUCGAUGCGCUGCGACAUCUCUCCGUGUAUCUGAAAGAAAACCAUCCCGUCAACCACCUGGCCGAUUUGUAUGAACUGGUCCAGUAUGCCGGCAACAUUAUCCCACGACUAUACCUGAUGAUCACUGUCGGUACGGUGUAUAUGUCUGUGGAGGAUGCUCCAAUUAAAGAGAUCAUGAAAGAUAUGAUGGAGAUGAGCCGAGGCGUACAGCAUCCUAUCCGAGGACUUUUUCUGAGAUACUACCUCUCCGGCCAGGCAAGAGAUCAUCUACCCACAGGGUCUGGAGAUGGCCCCGAGGGUAACAUGCAAGACUCGAUUAAUUUCGUCCUGACCAACUUUGUGGAGAUGAACAAGCUAUGGGUGCGACUUCAGCACCAGGGUCCCUCCCGGGAGCGUGAGAAGCGAAUGCAAGAGCGCCGAGAACUGGAGCUUCUUGUCGGAAGCAACAUUGUCCGACUAAGUCAAUUGGUUGAUUUGGAAGGCUAUAAGUCUGGUAUACUGCAGGCGUUGCUCGAACAGGUUGUCCAAUGUCGCGAUGUGCUGGCGCAAGAGUAUUUGCUGGAAGUGAUAACCAAGGUUUUCCCGGAUGAGUUCCAUCUUCAUACCCUCGAUCUGCUGCUCUCUGCAAUUGCUCGGCUCAAUCCACAUGUGGACCUGAAGAAGAUCGUGAUAGGGCUUAUGGAUCGCCUGUCAUCCUAUGCGGCACGCGAAACCGAAUCGUCCGUUGAUCCAGAGGCUAGGAAGCAUAGCGAAGAAGAAGCUGUUACCAAACUCCUCGAAAACCUUAAAGUCUCCGAAGAGUCUAAGAAGGAAGCAUCCGCCGAGGCCGAUGCGAAUGCUACCCAGGAAAAUAAUGCUGAGCAAGCCUCAGAGGAUGCCAGCGAGGCCGCAACUGCUGCAGAGGGAGAACCCAGUGCGAACACGAACGGCGCCAAAGAUGAAAAGGCCGGUAUCCCGACAGAUGUCAAGCUUUACGACGUGUUUUACGCGCAGGUGGUCAACCUUAUCAAAUCGCGAGGUCUUCCUAUUCAGGAUACCAUGGCACUUCUGGUUUCACUCGUCAAUCUUGCGCUAAACACAUACCCAGACCAACUAGAAUACGUCGACCAGAUCCUUGAUUUUGCUACCCGCGAGACGGCGGAGUAUGCAGAUCAUGCAGACUUGCACUCUGCUCCAACACAGCAGAAUCUCUUACACCUUCUUCUUGCUCCUCUACGCUCAUACGUUUCUAUCUUCACAGCGUUGGCUCUGCCACAUUAUCUUCCUCUCUUGACAGCGCAGUCAUAUACCACGCGGCGAUCUGUCGCCGGUGAGAUCGCUCGCAGCCUUCUGAAGAACCGUACACUGAUCGCCACGACGGAGAACUUGGACCGUGUGUUACAAGCGUUAAGGGUCUUGAUAAAGGAAGGCGCACAGCAAGCGAUGGGGUAUCCUGGCUUGCAGGCCCAGCGGCGUGGUGAAACGGAUGAGACUAUCGAGGAGCAAGGGUGGCUUGGGCGCUUGAUCCACUUGAUCCAGGCUCCAGAGAACGAUACCCAAUUGAAGCUCCUUCAAGCAACUCGCAAAGCCUACGCUGAUGGCAACGAGCGUAUCCGCUACACGACCCCGGCCCUCAUCACUGCCUCGAUACGGUUGGCGCGUAAGCUGAAGUCCCGCGAACAUUACGACGACAACUGGCAGUCACAAUCGUCGGCGCUCUACCGUUUCAUGCACCAAUGUGUCAACAACCUCUAUCAACGGGUUAAUCCCGGGUGCGCUGAUCUGGCAUUGCGUCUAUUCGUUAUGUGCGGUGAGGUGGCCGACCAAACAGGGUUCGAAGAGUUCAGUUACGAGUUUUUCGCGCAAGCCUUUACCAUCUACGAGGACUCGAUCAGUGAUUCCCGUGCCCAAUUCCAGGCUGUCUGUAUAAUUGCCGGCGCUCUCCAUGGAUCUCGAGGAUUCUCCAAGGAGAAUUACGACACGCUUAUCACCAAGGCCGCAUUGCACGGAAGCAAAUUGCUCAAGAAACCCGAUCAGUGCCGGGCAGUGUAUCUAGCCAGCCACCUCUGGUGGGUUGUUGAGAACCCACAACGGGGCGAAGACGACCCUAAGAACCUCUAUCGCGAUGGCAAGCGUGUACUUGAGUGUCUUCAACGCGCUCUCCGUGUCGCAGACGCCUGCAUGGAUACCGCCGUGUCGGUCGAACUCUUCGUCGAGAUCCUCAACCGUUACGUCUACUACUUUGACCAACAGAACGAAACAGUGACAACCAAGUACCUUAACGGCCUAAUCGAGCUCAUCCACUCCAACCUCCAAACGGAUGAAGACGAGCCGAACCCAAGCUUGGAAGGUCCCAAACGCCACUUCCAGCGCACUUUGGAGUACAUCCGGUCAAGAGACUAUGAAGGCAUUGUGACGGAUCCUAGACAGUGA